AUGUCUCAGUCGUACUUUCCCACCACGCUUGCACCGGUCAACGUAACGAGCGGACCGUUCAGCCCAUUCAGCCCGAUGAACGACAGUGUUCCGCAGACGCCGUUGGAUGCGACAAAUGCACUCUCGAAUGGACAAGAGGCACAGACAGCCUAUGUGAACCAGCGGGACCGAUUGACGACUGCGGCUGGCCAGACUCUGUCCAAGAACGCAGGCACUGCCACCCGAUCGAUGUCGUUUGUCGAUGAUCCCACCAAUGCGACUGACGUGGUGUAUAACCGCCCUCGUGCCGGUGGCCGCCGCGAACUCACUCUUGUGUCUGAGCUUGGCGAGGCUCCCAAGGGCGAUCAGCAUGAGUAUCUGCCCAACGAUGAGUUCCAUGUGCUUCGACUGGACCUCUCGAUGGGAAAUGGAUCGCACAGCCCCUCGUCUCUCGUCUCUACGCUCGAGAAACAGUCGAUUGCCCAUCUGCUCGAUGACCGUCUCGAUGCUGCCCUCGCCCACGUCAACAAGCUCAAGGUCCGUAUCGCCGACACCCGCAGCAAGGUCCUCGUCACUGGUGACUUGAACGCCGGCAAAUCGACCCUCGUCAAUGCUCUCCUCCACCGCGAUGUUCUUCCGAUCGACCAGCAGCCCUUGACCUCGAUAUUCUGUGAGGUCCAUGAUGCAAUCGACAAUGGUGGAGUCGAAGAAGUCCAUGUCAUCAAACUCGACCAAUUGGCGUCAUACGAUCGCACCAACCCCGCCACCUUCACCAAGGCCCCCAUUUCUGACCUCGAGGAGCUCCAAGGCGACCCAGAUGCCGAGACCCCACCCGACUAUACUCUCAGAGUAUACGUCUCCGACCCUCGCUCCCACGACACCUCGUUGCUUAACAAUGGCAUCGCCGAUAUUACCCUCAUCGAUGCCCCCGGCCUCAACCGCGACUCGCUCAAGACGACCAGCCUCUUUGCCCGCCAGGAGGAAAUCGAUGUUGUCGUAUUCUGUGUCAAUGCCGAGAACCACUUUACUCUGUCCGCCAUCGACUUUCUUCGUACCGCUGGUCGCGAGAAGGCUUACGUAUUCAUCGUUGUCAAUCGCUACGACCAAAUCAAGGACAAGGCCCGUUGCAAGCGCCGUGUCCUCGAGCAGAUCAAGGCUCUCAGCCCCCACACCUAUGCCGACCGCGAAGAGCUCGUUCACUUUGUCGACUCGCGCAGUGCUCUCGGCAAGAGCUUGACUGAUGGUGCCGACCAACAGGGCGUCAUGGAUGCCGCCUUUGUCUCGCUCGAGUCGUCCCUCCGCUCAUUCGUCCUUCUCAAGCGCUCCAAGUCCAAGCUCAUGCCCGCCCAGACCUACCUCAUGAAGCUCUUGUCCGACCUCGAGCUCCUCGCAGCCGCCAACGCGCUCCUCGCCAAGUCCGAAACCGAUGCUGCCAAGUCCAUUCUCGAAAAGACCCUUCCCGUUUUCGAGGGUCUCAAGGCCCAGCGCCACGCCAUGGAGGCCGAACUCGAAGCCCUCGAGGAGAACACUGUUCACGCCGUCGAGGCCGAGGUCAAGAAGACUCUUGGUGAUGCCUUGUCCGAGGUCGCCAACGGUAAACUCGAUGCUGGGUACGAGCUCCCGCCCUGGCGUGGUGUCCUCAACGCAUGGGACUAUGCCCAAGAAGUCCGUGUUUCCCUGUUGGAAAGCAUUGAUCGCGCUGUAGAGCGUGUCGAGAGCCAGGCGAGGAUCACGACUUCCGAGGCCGUCCAACAGGUCACCCAGGUUGGCGAACGUGUCUUGGCUGCUGCCCCCAAUGGCGCUGCCGCUCGUCAACCCCGUGUCUUUGUCCCGGCUGCCAUGUUCAACCGUCGCGGCCGUGGUGCCGGUGCCGCUGGAGUGGGAAUCGGUCUCUCCCGCACCCCCGAGUACACUCAAUCCACCAUGGGUGACGUCUUUGACUUUGAACACUGGCUCGAGACGUACAUCCUCCUCCCUGCUUCAUCCACCGACUCGAACACCAAGAAGAUUGAAGAUUCCACCACGGCCAUUUCGAUCGCUUCUCUCGGUCUCGGUGCUGCCACCAUGGUCGGAACCAAGACGUUUGGUCUUCGCAGCGUGGUGCAAGCCAUCGAUCUCCUGGGCAACAAGAGUAUCCGCGCCUGGGCUGCACCCAUGCUCGUGCUCGCCGUCGCUGGAGGCAUCUCGUACCUCAUCAUCGACCUCCCAUACAGCAUCCCGCGCACCGUCGGUCGCCGCAUCGUCAACUCGUUGCAAUCGUCUGGAAACACGACCAAGGUCGGACUCGACCUCACCACCACUACCACACCCAACUUUAUCGAUGGCCACGCCGCCCGCGUCUCGCGUGAAACACGCAAAGUCCUUCGCUUGGCCGCAUGGGAUGUGAGGGAACGGUACCGCACAGCCGAAGAAGGUACCGGACGGGCCGUCAAGGAGGCUGAGCUCGUACAGAAGCGCGCCCAAGUCGCAUGGGACUUUUUCAUCUCGAUUGGCGAAAAGGUUGCUGGCGUUGGGAUCAUGGGCGGGUUGAUGGUCUAA
Messenger RNA from Rhizoctonia solani, 2517 nucleotides. RefSeq names its product mitofusin 1 GTPase, involved in mitochondrila biogenesis. The transcript is spliced from 3 exons. Gene Ontology annotation, biological process: mitochondrial fusion. NCBI's taxonomy places the organism in Eukaryota, Fungi, Basidiomycota, Agaricomycetes, Cantharellales, Ceratobasidiaceae. The coding region runs from base 1 to 2517 and encodes 838 amino acids. The record is from RefSeq and is a predicted model, not a curated record. Gene Ontology annotation, cellular component: mitochondrial outer membrane. Gene Ontology annotation, molecular function: GTP binding; GTPase activity.